Messenger RNA from Pocillopora meandrina, 1162 nucleotides. The record is from the annotation of a GenBank genome assembly. Lineage: Eukaryota; Metazoa; Cnidaria; Anthozoa; Scleractinia; Pocilloporidae.
AUGGCCCGUCUUGUUGUUCUCCUUUUAGCUGCCGUCGUGUGCGUCAGCGCCAAAUCUUUUAAAGGUGCGUACUACCGAAUUCGCUUUACUUCUUUACGUAAUAAUCAAAGUAGAAUUUCUUCUUGAUUAUCAUGCUAAUCGCGAAGGAUUGAGGAAAUCCGGAGCGAACUUGUCCUCUAGGGUUUCGCUAAGGUCAGAGGAAAUCAGUUAAUAUUUCAUGCUUGUGUUGUCACGGUUUCAAAUCACAAUUGAUAGGGAUAUUGGACAGUUUAUCGCUUCUUUAGAGCGAAAAAAAUCCUUUAAACAGAAUUUCUCCAUUUAGUUUACUUUCUUAAAAAGUUUCCAUGUACUGCUAUCUACACGACACAAGACAGUAAGCUGAACAAUUCAAAACAAAUUGUGUGAUGUCGCAGUACCUGUGUUGAAUAACCACGUGAUUAUAAGUAAAAUUGUAACGACCUUCGCCUUUACUAUUCCUAGUACCUCUUGCUGCAUGUAAAGGUUUUGAGACUUUUCUGUAAAGUUAAGAUGACAGUGGUGACAAAGUUAGAAAAUGAUUAUAGACACGGCUUUUGUAGAAUUUCUCAUGGGUUGGAGUAGUCUCCGGGGAAAAUCAUUCAAAAUUAAUAUCAUGAGUUGUUUAAAAAUUACUCAUAUUUGUUCUUACACUAAUACGGAAUUUAACAGAAGUGUAAAGUUAUACCACAUGAAUUCGUCGAUGAAGUGACCCAAAGUAUAACGUUGUAUCUCAACAGAAAAGAGAGGCGCCAUCCCAUGUGGAUACCAAUGCACCGCCCCAAUGUGUGCACCAACCUGCCCAACUUACUGCUGUGCCCCACCACCACCACCCCCUCCCCCACCACAGCAGAUUCACCACACCACCCACAUCCACCAUCACCACGUUCACCAUAUGGGACCUCAGGCUCCAGCUAUGCCUGCUGCUCCUCAGCCAGCACCUCCACCAGCCACCGUUCAGAGCCAGCAACACGUAUGGGAAUACAUGCCACCACCACCACCUUGCCCAUGUCCAGUCCCGGCUCCUCCCCCAAUAGUCGUGCCUGCCCCACCAUGCCCACCACCCUGCACACCACAAUGCUGCGCCCCCGCCCCAGUCUGUCCACCAGCCUGUCCACCCAUGUGCUGCAAGAAGCGAUCGUCAUAA